AUGGAUUUCGUCAAGAAGGCAGCCAGCAGCAUGGGCGGCAGCAGUGAGAACAAGGACAACAAGUCCGAGAACAAGAGCCAGCAGAAGGACGACUAUGGUGACAAGGCCUUUUCUGCUGUCAAUGACAAGGCCGGCUGGGGCAUCAGCAAGGACAACCAGGAGAAGAUCACUGACGGCGCCCGUGAGGGGUACGAGAAGUACUCUGGUUCCCAGGUUCCUGACAAGUACUCCAACUAG
Molecule: messenger RNA, 237 nt
Organism: Emericellopsis cladophorae
Lineage: Eukaryota; Fungi; Ascomycota; Sordariomycetes; Hypocreales; Bionectriaceae
Exons: 2
Coding region: 1-237 (78 amino acids)
Source: RefSeq, a predicted model, not a curated record